This is a messenger RNA of Glarea lozoyensis ATCC 20868, 1638 nucleotides long. RefSeq names its product Cytochrome P450. The record is from RefSeq and is a predicted model, not a curated record. The transcript is spliced from 5 exons. The coding region runs from base 1 to 1638 and encodes 545 amino acids. Gene Ontology annotation, molecular function: iron ion binding; heme binding; oxidoreductase activity, acting on paired donors, with incorporation or reduction of molecular oxygen. Lineage: Eukaryota; Fungi; Ascomycota; Leotiomycetes; Helotiales; Helotiaceae.
AUGUUCGCUAUGUUGGUAGAUUUUGCCAGUCCGGUGUCGCUUGACUGGCUCACCCUAAGCGUCAUACCAAUUCUAUUCUACUACUUCGUAUAUACAAUUUACUCCCUUUAUUUCAGUCCGUUAGCCAAUUACCCCGGGCCGUUCUUUGCAAAGAUCUCGUCAUGGCCCAAUUUUUAUCACUCGACUACAGGCUAUAGACACAUCUGGAUCUGGCAAUGCCAUCAGAAAUACGGUGAUGCAUUCCGCUUCAAGCCCGAUGGUGUUCUGUUCAACUCCCCAAGCGCAUAUCGUACGAUUUACAACUCAAGGGCAAACGUUAAAAAAGGAAAGUUCUAUGAAAUUUGGCCAAGAAACACUCAGAAUAUCAAUACCUUAACCACAAUUGACAAAUCUGCACAUGGACGCAAGAGACGAGUCUUGAACUCAGCAUUCUCGGAAAAAGCCAUACGCUCGGCCGCAGGAUUUGUUAGCGAGCACGUCGAUCGCUGGAAUGAGGUCUUUCUUGCAGACAACGACGGCAAAGAAUGGACAUCACCCAAGAACAUGUCGAAAAUGGCAGAUUAUCUUGUUUUUGACAUCAUGGGUGACCUAUGCUUUGGAAAAUCUUUUGAGCUCAAGGAACCUGGAGAAAAUGAAUUUAGACACAUGCCGCACACCAUUGCAGAGUAUAUGCAGUUUAUGUAUCCGGCAAGUAUGAUCACUCAAUCUCCGAUGAUGAAGUUCUGGGUCUGGUUGAAACCAAGAGGACUCGAUAGCCUUUUUGAAAGCAUGCUCCCCAAGAACAUCAGAUCGUACUACGAGUUUGUCGAAGCAAACGUCGCACGUCGACAGAAAGAAGAAGAGGUGCUGAAAAGGUCGGACGCGGAGGAAGGUCGAGGCCGAAAUGAUUUGUUUCAUUAUCUUUUUAACGCGACAGACGAGUUAGGCAACCCCGGGUAUAAUACUGAUGAACUCUAUGCGGAAGCAAACUUACUUAUCAUUGCUGGGUCUGAUACCACCGCAACCACUCUCGUUGGCUUUUGGUUCUACAUUACUAGAAACCUACGGGUGUACGAAAAGCUUGUGAAAGAGAUUCGCACAGCCUUCGAUCGUGCCGAGGACAUACAGGUGGGAACAACGCUUUCGUCCUGCAAUUACCUCCAGGCAUGUAUUGAUGAGGUUCUCCGAGCUGCGCCGGCUGGAGUUGCGGAUUUAGUGCGAGAAGUGUUACCAGGCGGCCUUGAAAUAGAAGGGGGCCGUCUUCCUGAGGGGACUCAACUUGGUGUCGCUCAAUGGUCCAUAAUGCACCACGAAGAAAGCUUCGGAGAUCCCUGGACCUUCAGACCUGAACGAUGGAUUGCGGAUUCCAGCACUGGGGUGACUCCAGAAGAUGUCGCUCGUGCUCGAUCCGCAUUCAACCCUUUCACCAUCGGUGCAGGUAAUUGUGUAGGUCAAAAGUUUGCCAUGGAGGAGCUUCUUAUCACCGUUGCGAGAACUCUUUGGCGUAUGGAUGCUCGACUCGUGCCUGGAGAUAAUCUUGGUGCAGGUUCGUCGAAGCUCGGAUGGGGAUCAAGAGACAAGAAUCACAUUGUCCUGCGGGAUGCUUGGAUUUCGAUCAAAGAUGGGCCCAUGGUACAGUUUCGCAAACGUGUCGACUGA